Molecule: messenger RNA, 2043 nt
Organism: Chinchilla lanigera (long-tailed chinchilla)
Lineage: Eukaryota; Metazoa; Chordata; Mammalia; Rodentia; Chinchillidae
Gene: Fancf
Product: Fanconi anemia, complementation group F
Biological process (GO): interstrand cross-link repair
Cellular component (GO): Fanconi anaemia nuclear complex
Source: RefSeq, a predicted model, not a curated record
UUUUAUUUUUGGUUAGUGUCUAUAGGACUGGUAAGAAAUUCUGCUCCAAAGAGUCAGUGUAAUAGUAAUGUCACUGAGUUAGACAACGUAUGGAUUAGUGGACAGUGCAACUAGUAGGAGUAGCCAGAUGAUUUGUGGAAUGCAUCAAUAAGUGGAAAAUUUAAAUCUAAAUUCAAGUACAGGUUCUUUUUUCUCUUUUGAAGUCAUUAGCAUAACACUUUAGUUGGCUAUUUGAGUAAAGUAGGAGUGAAUUCAGUUAUUCUGCAUUGAAAAAUAUGACAAUGCAGAUACAAUUUUCAAAUAAAAUUUUAAAUUCUUCUAAAACUUUAAUGAAGUAUUACGCUUGAAGUGGUUGUUUUUGUUUCAAUUAAUCAGCGCUAAUAAUGAAAGACCAUGAAGGCCCAGAACUUAGGACGGUGCCUGGAGUUCAUAAACAGGAGGCCAGGUCAUUUUUCCCCAUGUAAAAGUGAUUUUUAAAUUUGAUUUAAUAACUUUUCCUCCUACACAAUAGCGUCUCUGCGGUUGCCUAAAUAAACCUCAACAGAAAUCUUUCUUUUUAGGCAAAACUCAGAAAAUUUCCACUUAGUGAUAUUUUCAAAGCGAAAAGCGCAGGCACUGUUCUUUCUGGAGGCAUCUCGCAUUUGGCUCCAGAAACUUUUGCUAAAACGCCCUUCUGCCUAGAACCGUCCAAGCGGCACCACCUCCAUCUGCGGCAGAAAGGAAAGCGGUCAGGACUUUUGCCCAAGUUACAGUUCCGAGUCAAAACACCCGGAUGAAGCCGCCAUGAGAUUGACAUGAACUUUGUCCAGUAGAAUUUCAGAAGGGCGGAUCCUUUCCCCGAAUGCUCCAAUCGGCACGCAGAGCGUCUUCGUCUCCAAGGUGAACGCGGAAGUAAGGCCUUCGCUCCCCAUGGAGCCACUCCUGCAGCAGGUGGAGCGCUUUUCCGAGGUGCUGUCGGUGUCUCGCAGUAACCACGUGAGCACCUGGGGCCCCGAGACUGUGCGCCGGGCGCUGCAGUGGGCUCGCUACCUGCGCCACGUGUACCGGCGCUUUGGCGGCCACGGCUGCAUCCGCACGGCGGUGGAAAGGCGGCUGCGCAGCCAGUGGGGCCCGGAGGGGCCCGGCCGGGGACUGACGAGCUUCCAGGCCCUUGGGCGCGGGGACGUCCGGCUGUCUGUGAACCUGCUCCAGAACCGGGCGCUGGGUGAUGCUGCGGGCCGCGCCCUGCUGCAGCAGCUGUUUCCGGGCGCGGCCCCCCGGGACGCGGACGCAGAGGCGCUGCAGGCCCGCCUGGCCCUGCUGCUGCUCGGGCGGCUGCGGGAGGCCGAGGCGGGGGACCCCGGCGGGUGGCUGGGCCGCCUGUGGACGCGCGCGCCGCGGGACCACUUUCUGCAGGUGACGGCCGUGGCGCUGUUGCAGCCCCCGGACGAGGAGUCGGGACCGAGCCGUCCAGAGUCGCCCGGAGAGGAGAGUCACCUGCUAGUUCGAUGGCUUCUGGAGCGAUCGGAAGUCCUGGCUGCCUUCUGCCGCCUCCCAGCCGGGCUUCUGACUUCGGUGGCGGCUCGCCAUCCUGCGCUCUUUCGCGCCUACCUAGGUCUGUUAACCGACUGGGGUCGAAAGCUGCACUAUGACCUUCAGAAAGGCGCUUGGGUUGCAGCUGAGUCCCAGGACGUCCCGUGGGAGGAGUUGUUCCACAGGUUUCAGAGCCUCGGCCAGGCUCCUCCACCUCUGAAGGACAAGCUUCUAACUGCCUUGGAGGCCUGCAAAGCGCAGGAUGGCGAUUUCGAAGUCCCUGGGCUUAGCAUCUGGACGGACCUGUUGUUAGCUCUGCAGAGCAGUGCGUGAUAAUCGCGUUUGGGAGGACACCAGUUUGAGGUCCCAGCUCAAGCUCCAGUUCUCCUUUGACAGUGUUCUGUUCUUAACUACUUGAAUGUGUAGUUUACAGAAUGAGAAUUGCAGGGUUCUCACCAAAUCACCUGUGGUUCUUAAGUCAAAAUGUAAUUAUUUAUGGUACUAAAUUAAAAUGGUUUGUGCAAUUAUCAA